AUGUCGCAGCCUAACCCUCUCAAUACUUCCAAUAGCCAAGCAGAAAAUAGCAAUCAAAUCAUUCCAGCCCGAGAGGAAUCCUCUCACCUCCCAUCUCAAACAGAGGAAACUCCAUCCCCUACCCAACCGCAACCAAAUUUGAAUUCCACACCCAACUCUAUUAUGAUGAUUGAAAAUGCCUCUUAUUUUUCCCAGGGAAACAUGGACAUUGAGCAUAACAAUCUCCAAAUAACUGAAACCUACCCUGACUCCCCGAUAGUCGCAAAAGCAAAAGGCAAAUCUUGGAAGAGAUCAACCAGCAAGGAUGGUCGCCUCAUGAGACAAGAGGAUCGAACUUCCAUUGUACCUGAUUCAACAAUUAACUAG
Messenger RNA from Striga asiatica, 366 nucleotides. NCBI's taxonomy places the organism in Eukaryota, Viridiplantae, Streptophyta, Magnoliopsida, Lamiales, Orobanchaceae. The record is from the annotation of a GenBank genome assembly.